AUGAAGAAAUUGGCAAUUGAAAACCUUUGCGUUUACUGCAGCAGUAGCCAAUCCUUUUCUUACUUGCAAAAAUGUGACAAGGAUUUGAAUUUUGGCAAUUCCUUUAAAAAUGAAUAUGAAAGGGAUUGUUUGAAAAAGGUUGUAAUAUACAAAUGGAGAAAAAAUUUGUCAUGCAAAGAGUGCUUUCAGAACAUACUAGACAACGUACAAAAUGAUGAAAACAUUGAAUAUGUGAAAGAAAAAUAUCGAAGGAGAGAUAAAAAUUCACACAAUAUUUCUCUCACUGUGGAUGGCAUAAAGGGGGAACCGCUUCAUAUCCUAAACAAAAGUUUUUUUAAAAAUGAAAAAUGUAUGAAGUUUGCCAAUUCAGAAGAUAGCCGGAAGAGACGAAGAUUUAAACUCAGAAUUUUUGUAGACAAGAUUAAGUCAACAAAGGGAGGAACUGGAGGGAGGAACGGGAGCUGCACAAGUAGGAAUGAAAAGGUGGGAAGAAGUCAGGUGAAAAAAACACAAACUGGAAUGGCUAACCAAACUGGAAUGGCUGACCAAACUGGAGUGGCUGACAAAACUGGAAUGGCUGACCAAACUGGAAUGGCUGACCAAACUGGAAUGGCUAACCAAACUGGAAUGGCUAACCAAACUGGAAUGGCUGAUCAACUCGUGAGCGCAAAGGUGAAAAGGGGGAUACCAAGAAAACACAUGCACAAGUACCUGUUCAACAUCCAUGUGAGAAGAAAGUAUUAUGAAAGAGUGACCAAAUUGUGGUUACGCAAGUUCAUCAAAAUGAGUGGUUCAGUGUAUAAACAUUCAGCUAAAGAACUAAUAAAUUUUCUUAUCAUAAAAAAUUUUCAAAUGUUCGAUGUUGAAUUAUGGAAUUUUUUUUUUCCAGAUAAUGUGACAAACCAUAUGAACAUGAAUUUGUAUUUCCUUAGGGGGAAAGAAGGAAGUGAAAAAAAAAAAUUUUUAAAAGAUUUGUUUCAAUCAUUUCCUUUCAAAUAUGCGAAUGAUCUAAUAUACACAAUUGAUAUAGACAAGUAUCAGCGGCUCCCAAUUGUGAGUGACUGCAGGUAUGUAGCAGGUCCUAUGAAAAUUUUUACUAGGGAAGACAAAGUUGUAAGAAAUUGUAGCGAUGUUGUAAGAAGCGAGAGGCAGAAAUGUUCACAGAAUGUAUAUGGGAAGGGAGAUGAAGUAUCUAAUGUUAAGAAGAAGAAGAAGAAGAAGAAAAGAACCCUUAAAAUAUUUGACACCUUCAGUCUCAGGUGUGAGCGACAUUUGGAUGAACUCAGAGUGGGGAGAGGAAUGGUUAGAAGUGGUGCCAGGAGGGGGACAAAUAAAGAAUACAUAAAUAAAAUAAUGUACCCAAGCCUGUACGAAAUUUUGCAGAAGGAAGAAGCAAUCGAAAAUCUCACGAAGAGAAGAAAUAGGUGCCUUCGAACUAUAGAUCCAUUUAAUGAAAAUUUUGAGAAUAUCCUCCUUAGUGUAACGAGAAUAGCUCUAGUGAAGAAAAACGUUUGGAAGAAGCAAAUGUUCAAAGUAUUGUGUGAAUUCUUGGAAUCAAGAUUGAAGCGUGUAAAUGUGAAAUGGAACGAAGAAAAGAAAAAGGAAAAGACAUCAAGGAAAUGUUUUCAGGAGAUGAAUUCAGAGAUGAGUAAUAAAACUAGAGGAUUAAACUUGUUUAAUGGUGGAUACUCUUUUCUGCUAAUUAAAAAUUUGGGAAAAUUAAAUGAGCUUCAACUAUCCACAUUAAGAAAACGUUGCAUUAUUUUAUUACUUUUAAAGUAUGUAUACUUGUGGAAAGAACUAAAUUUAAAUGUGCAUGCGUUCGCCUUAUCAUCUGAUGAAAGUUAUCAUGAGACAGGAUUAGGUGACAGUAGGAUGAUCCCACUUAGUGAGUACUUGUCUAAAUGUGCCAUGUUUCAAUUUUCUACCUUUGAACUUCCUCCAUUCUUGCAUGAAUCUAAGAGGUGUCAAGUUUUAACACAUCUUUUGAAAAAAAAAAAAAUGAAAUAUACGAAGAUUGAUGUAAAAAAUGUAGCAAAAAUUACGAACAGUUUUAGCAAAAGUAUGCUAGAAAAGUUGUGUAGAGAUGAGUGUCGAGAGAGAUUUAUUUAUGCAAUGAAAAAGAAUGAGAAGGGGAUGAAGGAGAUGGAAAUGGGGAAGAUGGAGAUGAGGGAAAUGGAGAUGAAAGAGAUGGAGAUGAAAGAGAUGGAGAUGGAAGAGAUGGAGAUGAAAGAGAUGGAGAUGAAAGAGAUGGAGAUGAAAGAGAUGGAGAUGAAAGAGAUGGAGAUGAAAGAGAUGGAGAUGAAAGAGAUGGAGAUGAAAGAGAUGGAGAUGAAAGAGAUGGAGAUGAAAGAGAUGGAGAUGAAAGAGAUGGAGAUGAAAGAGAUGGAGAUGAAAGAGAUGGAGAUGAAAGAGAUGGAGAUGAAAGAGAUGGAGAUGAAAGAGAUGGAGAUGAAAGAGAUGGAGAUGAAAGAGAUGGAGAUGAAAGAGAUGGAGAUGAAAGAGAUGGAGAUGAAAGAGAUGGAGAUGAAAGAGAUGGAGAUGAAAGAGAUGGAGAUGAAAGAGAUGGAGAUGAAAGAGAUGGAGAUGAAAGAGAUGGAGAUGAAAGAGAUGGAGAUGAAAGAGAUGGAGAUGAAAGAGAUGGAGAUGAAAGAGAUGGAGAUGAAAGAGAUGGAGAUGAAAGAGAUGGAGAUGAAAGAGAUGGAGAUGAAAGAGAUGGAGAUGAAAGAGAUGGAGAUGAAAGAGAUGGAGAUGAAAGAGAUGGAGAUGAAAGAGAUGGAGAUGAAAGAGAUGGAGAUGAGAGAAAUGGAGAUGAAAGAGAUGGAGAUGAAAGAGAUGGAGAUGAAAGAGAUGGAGGAGUAUCCCCCAUUCUACAAAACACUGAAUUUUCAGAACGAAUCGCAUGCCUUUAUCCAUACUCACGAAGUUGAAUUGUAUAAAAAAAAAAAGAUAUAUAGGAAUUUUAGAAAAAGUGCACUUGGUAAAAAAACACACGGAUUGUAUGAAGUCAUAGGAGAAGAGGAUCUGAUACACAAGCUAAGAAAAGAAGUAUUACACCACUUUACUUCUAACUGUGGAAAAGAGAAUAAGAUGAUGCAUAAUGAAUACAGGAUUAUGAAACUACCUCCCGCUUCUCCCGCUUCUCCUGCUUCUCCCGCUUCUCCCGCUUCUCCCGCUUCUCCCGCUUCUCCCGCUUCUCCCGCUUCUCCUGCUUCUCCCGCUUCUCCCGCUUCUCCCGCUUCUCCAUCUGCUCCGUCUGCUCCGUCUGCUCCUCCUCCGUCACCCUGUUUUCCCAGUUAUGACAAGAGGAAAAGAGGCAUUUCUACACCUCCUGUUGGAAUAUUAAUACACGGAAAAAGUGGAUCUGGAAAAACAUUCAUAUCCCGAAGAAUCAUUGAUGAAUGUAAUUGUACCUCUAUGAUUAUUAACUGUUCACAAGUUUUCAAUAAAAUUAUGGGAGAGUCAGAAAAAUUCUUAAACGAAAUUUUUGUGUAUGCAAAAAAUAAAUUAGGACCGUGUAUCAUUCUAUUUGAUGGAAUAGAAAAUAUUUGCUUUAACACGAACCAACAUACUUCAUAUCAGAUGAAUAGAUUUGCAGAGAGAUUAAAAUUAUGUUUUUAUGAAAAUAUGGAUAAAAUAUUUUUUGAAAAUAAAUGGGGUACCAAUAAAACAAAUGCAGGAAAUGUAUUAAUCAUAGCUACAACUACCGACCUUGCCGAUGUAGAUGCAAAUUUAUUAACAGAACAUAGAUUAAAAUAUGUAUAUCAAACGAAGGAUUUCCAUCUAUGGGAUGAUAAAGAUGUGUUUAAGCUUCUUCGUAACAGCUUGCAAAGUCAUAAUGUGAAUUCGGACAAUUUCGUUUUCUCCCAGGAAUUUGAAAAUUUUUUUAAUGGAUUCAUUUUAAAUCACAAAGAGGACUUUUCACCCCUUUUCAUUUCGAAUUUGUGUCGCGACGUUUUUACUGGAUACGUGCGACGCGUCCUCUCUCAUGAAGGAUAUGAACCAAAUCAUGGAAUAAAAGUGGAGGAUUUUAUCAUAGCCCUUAGAAAUGCAAGUCCCUGA
Molecule: messenger RNA, 4062 nt
Organism: Plasmodium gonderi
Lineage: Eukaryota; Apicomplexa; Aconoidasida; Haemosporida; Plasmodiidae
Product: AAA family ATPase
Exons: 2
Coding region: 1-4062 (1353 amino acids)
Biological process (GO): autophagosome maturation; mitotic spindle disassembly; retrograde protein transport, ER to cytosol
Cellular component (GO): cytosol; VCP-NPL4-UFD1 AAA ATPase complex; nucleus
Molecular function (GO): ATP hydrolysis activity; ATP binding; polyubiquitin modification-dependent protein binding
Source: RefSeq, a predicted model, not a curated record